AUGUCGUUCUUCAAGAAACUGGCCGACAAGGUCGAGGAUUUCCUAGACGACGAUAAGGACAAGAAGAAGCAGGAAGAAGUACAGAGUCAGCCUCAAGGCCAAGGUCAGCAAGGGACUGUCACAUCAAAUUUCACUUCCAGCAUUGCUUACCAGACCCCAGAGCACGCACGCGGCUACGGCGACAACUACCGACAAGGCGGCUACCCCCAACAAUACCAGCAGCAGCAGCAACAGCAACCUCAAGGCUCAUACUACGGAGGCGCCCCUCCCCCGCAAGGGCCUCCCGCCCCGUACGGCGCGCCGCCUCCGAUGCCACCGGGCUGGAACGCGCAGUGGGAUUCGAAUCAGAACCGCUGGUACUACAUCGAGCAGUCGACCGGCCGCUCGCAGUGGGACCCGCCCGCGACCUUUGGCCAGCCGCCCCAGGGACCCUACGCGCCGCCCGUCGGAGGCCCGCCCGGCCAGGUGCCGUACACGACGGGUCACGGCGACGGGUUCCGUGGCGAGAGCGGCACGUACUAUAGCGGCCAAGGCGGCAUGCCGCCGACGGAGCACCAGGGACAGUAUGGCGGGGAUGACAGGGCAUACGGACAGGGCGGGGAGCAGCAGAAGGAGAAGUCGGGCUCGGGCAAGGCGUGGGCGAUGGGGGCAGGUGGGCUGGCUGUGGGCGCUAUUGGCGGUGCAGUCAUUGCGCAUGAGCUGACCGAAGACUCCGACGAAGAGCACCACGCAGCCGCCCAGCCCGCCUACGUCGCCCCGCCGGCCGAGUCGUCGUACCAGCCGGCCCCCAAUCCCAUGUACGCCGAGCCGCUGCCUGACGAGACCGCCAGCGGCAGCUCAGUGUCGAGCAGUGACCGCGAGGAACUUGAGGAGCGGCGCGAGGAGCUGCAGGAGGCGCAGGAGGAGUAUGAGGAGGCCUACGAGGAGACCUAUGAUUAG
Molecule: messenger RNA, 939 nt
Organism: Anthostomella pinea
Lineage: Eukaryota; Fungi; Ascomycota; Sordariomycetes; Xylariales; Xylariaceae
Source: the annotation of a GenBank genome assembly